AUGAACUCCAUCGACCCUCAGUCCCAGCACCAGCACCAUCACAAUCACCAGCAGCAGCAACACACCUCCCCUACCGUCGGCUCUCUCCCACCCAAAGGCGCCCAGGAGGCCCCGGACAUGGCCGCCGUCUACUGCGACAACCUGAGCAGCAUGUACCACCAGCAGAGCCUGCAGGGCGCACAGAGACCCGCCGGCUACGGCCUCGGAGAUUACGCGUCGUCUCCGAACCCGUACCUGUGGCUCAACGGGCCGGGCGUCAACUCGUCCGCGUCUUACCUGCACGGCAACAACCCGGCGUCGUUCAUCCCGCCCUCCUACGGCUCGCAGCGGCAGUUCCUCACCAACUCACCUGGCUUCGGCGGGCCCGACCUGGGCUGGCUGUCCAUCGCCAGCCAGGAGGAGCUGCUGAAGCUGGUGCGGCCGCCCUACUCCUACUCGGCGCUCAUAGCCAUGGCCAUCCAGAACGCGCACGAGAAGAAGCUGACCCUGAGCCAGAUCUAUCAGUACGUCGCCGACAACUUCCCGUUUUAUAAGAAGAGCAAGGCCGGCUGGCAGAACUCGAUCCGGCACAACCUGUCUCUGAACGACUGCUUCAAGAAAGUGCCGAGGGACGAGGACGACCCAGGAAAAGGAAACUACUGGACGUUGGACCCAAACUGCGAGAAGAUGUUUGACAACGGAAACUUCCGCCGGAAAAGGAAAAGACGUUCAGAUCCGAGCAGCGGCGGGGCGCCGGCGGCGGCGGCGGCGGCGGCGGCGGCGGCAGCCACCAAAGUGGAGGACGGCCGGCCCGCGGCGGGGGCCCCGCUGAAGCCUUCAGACAGCCCUCCGCUGCUGGGGCCGCCCUCGCCGGAGAUGGACACCAUGAGCGAGGGCCACAAGGGUUCGCCGUCGUCGUCUUCGCCGCCCGGACUGGCCUCAGCCGCUCCUUGUUUUAAUAACUUUUACAGCAGCAUGUCGACGCUCAGCUCGGGGGCCCCCGGCCGCCAGGGGUCCCUGGGACUGGUCAACGAGCUGUCCAAUAGGAACAUAACGGCCCUGAGCCCGUACCACCUGAACCACGGCGGGCAGGACACGGGCCCGUCGGAGCACGCCGACGGCUUGCAUUUCAACCGGGGAGUGUACUACAACACGUUUGGCGGCGGGCAGAGCGGACAGUUCAACAGUCACUUCUACAACAGCUUCAGUGUCAACAGCCUGAUCUAUCCCAGAGAAGGGACCGAGCUAUAGGAGGCCAUUCAGACACCACUCCCCACUGGUUUUAAGGGACUGGCUGCUCAGUGAAUCCUGCUCUGAAACACACACACACACACACACACACACACAUGCUGUAAACGCCCAUGCGUUUCAGCAGAGAGGUCAGAGUGCAUGCUGGGUAGAGGCUUCAUGAACCCAGCACUCGCUUCCACUCAUCGGUUCACAGAGAGAUUAGAGAACUAGAGUAUUUUAGGUGAACUUGAUUUAACUUGACAUGCACUCAAGACGGUGGAAACGCCAGCCGGA
Molecule: messenger RNA, 1503 nt
Organism: Perca flavescens (yellow perch)
Lineage: Eukaryota; Metazoa; Chordata; Actinopteri; Perciformes; Percidae
Gene: foxi2
Product: forkhead box I2
Exons: 2
Coding region: 1-1230 (409 amino acids)
Biological process (GO): cell differentiation; anatomical structure morphogenesis; regulation of transcription by RNA polymerase II
Molecular function (GO): DNA-binding transcription factor activity, RNA polymerase II-specific; RNA polymerase II cis-regulatory region sequence-specific DNA binding
Source: RefSeq, a predicted model, not a curated record